Messenger RNA from Phytophthora infestans T30-4, 537 nucleotides. RefSeq lists its product as uncharacterized. Bases 37 to 483 code for a protein of 148 amino acids. The record is from RefSeq and is a predicted model, not a curated record. NCBI's taxonomy places the organism in Eukaryota, Oomycota, Peronosporomycetes, Peronosporales, Peronosporaceae. The transcript has 2 exons.
CUCCCAACGAAGCGCAACGACGACACCAAGACAGAUAUGAGCUGGCGCGCGCAGAUCUCCCGCAGCAUCCAGGAGCUUCGCUUCGUAGCAUGUGACACCUCGCAGAGCAGCGCGGGAUUGCGCACCUUCUUCCGCAAAAACUACGCGGAGCUCAAGAUGCUGAACCCGUGUACGCCCUUCGUGUACCGUGAGGCAGAAGAGAUGGAGCCGUUUGUGUACGCACGGUUCGGUUGGGGCGUGGAGAAGAAGAUACCGGUGCCUGGCAAGAGCGACAAGGAGAUCCUGACUGUGCUCAAGGGCCUCGUAGACCACGGUCUUGCGCUUCCCAAGUCGCCUGAGAGCGACAUUCUCGUGGCUGCUCCCAUCAUCGAGGCUUCCAAGGGCGAGAACGCCUAUGAGCCUAUCAACCUCACGUGGGACGGCAAAACGAUCCGUCGCAACCCGGACUUUGACAUCCCGCUGGAGGAGGCACUCAAGCCUUAAGAAGUGACUACAGAGAAGGACAGGGACGUCAUCGCGUAUAGUUUUCUGAAUAAU